AUGACUAACAAGCAAUUACCGUUUUCAAAACCUUUAGGCUUUUUCCCUCCCAAUCAAGGCAUCCCUAUAUCUCAAACUUACCCUACCACUGGAUCAUUCUCUUCUCAAACACCUGAUUUUUCAACAAUUGGAAUAUCAUUUCCUUCAAGAUCAACUCUCCAAGAGUUGGAAUAUGGAAUGGUGAGAGGGAUUGACGAGGAGUUGUUUGAGAUUUCAAAGAGUAAACCACACGUGAUUGGGAGAAUAGAAGGGUUUUAUGUGGAAAACAGUGAAGAGAAUAGUGGUGGGCAUAUGAUGGGUAUGACAAUGUAUUUUGGUAAGGGUGAGGCGAAGGAUGGAAUUAGGGUAUUUGGAGUGUAUAGGAGUGAUCAUGUGAAGGAGUCUCAUGUUGCUAUAAUUGGUGGCUUUGGCAAGUAUCAUGGUGCUAAUGGUUAUGCAACUUUGAAGAAAUCAUUUAGAACAAAGUUUGGUGGCAAAUAUAAUAAGUUCAUAGAAUUCAAUGUUUACUUGAGCAAAUAG
Molecule: messenger RNA, 519 nt
Organism: Cucumis sativus (cucumber)
Lineage: Eukaryota; Viridiplantae; Streptophyta; Magnoliopsida; Cucurbitales; Cucurbitaceae
Product: dirigent protein 10
Exons: 1
Coding region: 1-519 (172 amino acids)
Source: RefSeq, a predicted model, not a curated record